UAUGAAUUUAAAUAUGGGGGUUCUGAGCCAAUCAAUCUUUCACCUCCUCUGGGCUGCUUUGGUCGUUUGUCAGUAUGAAGAUUAUGAUUUCGAGGAUGACUAUGAGGAGCCAGACCAUCAAACUCCAUAUUAUUUUAACCCGAACACACAAGCUGAAGUUCCUCGCUUUCCUCUCCCAGUUGAGUGUGCCAGGGAAUGUUUUUGCCCACCAGCUUUCCCCUUGUCCAUGUACUGUGACCAUCGGAAACUGAAGACAAUACCAAAUAUCCCCGGUCACGUCCAACAGCUUUACCUGCAGAACAACGACAUCGAAGCCGUGCCUGCAGCACCAUUCACUAAUGUCACCUUUGUGAGGGAAAUCAACCUCAGCUACAACAAAAUUAAAUUCCACAUGAUUGACCAGGGGGUUUUUGCCAAACUUUCAAGCUUAGUGCAGCUUUAUUUGCAACAUAAUGAGUUAGAAGAGUUUCCAUUCCCCCUGCCCAGCUCUCUGGAGAGACUCCUCCUUGGCUUCAAUAAGAUUGCCCGCUUACCUGGGGAUGCACUGGGAGGGUUACCCAACAUCACCACGCUGGACCUUUGCAGUAACUUCCUUGAUGACUCAGUACUCAAAGACCGACCCUUUUCCAACAUGAAAAAUCUACUGCAGCUCAACUUGUGCAACAACAAGUUACAGACUAUGCCUCCCGGUCUGCCGGCAUCACUUAUGCACCUCUCUCUUGAAAAUAACUCCAUUUCUUAUAUUCCAGAAAACUAUUUCCACAGACUCCCCAAAAUCAUUGCUCUGAGAAUGUCCCACAAUAACCUGCAGGACAUUCCACGCAACACCUUUAACCUACCCAACCUCCUGGAACUUAACCUUGGACACAACAAACUGAAAGAAGUGUUCUAUAUUCCAAGAAGUUUGCAGCACUUGUAUAUUGAAGGCAAUGAACUUGAAAACAUAAACGUUACUUUGAUGUGCCCAACUCUGGACCCACUGAACAUCCACCAGCUGACCUACAUCCGCGUGGACCAGAACAAGCUGACGAGCCCAAUCAGCAGCUAUGCCUUCUUCUGCUUCCCCCUCAUCAGAACCAUCUACUACGGAGAACAAAACGUGACUCUCAACAGGCCAACCCGGCUCCGAACACCGGUGUUCCGGCGGUUCUUAACCCCAGAGGAAUACCAGGAAGCAGAAGACAAUCAGGAAACGCACAGUCAAGACACCGAAGAAGAUCACGAAGCACAAGACAACAACUACUUCUAUCCUUACUUUCACUGAAGGGAUUGGUAAUGA
Molecule: messenger RNA, 1279 nt
Organism: Pipra filicauda (Wire-tailed manakin)
Lineage: Eukaryota; Metazoa; Chordata; Aves; Passeriformes; Pipridae
Gene: OMD
Product: osteomodulin
Exons: 2
Coding region: 2-1264 (420 amino acids)
Molecular function (GO): protein binding
Source: RefSeq, a predicted model, not a curated record